Dentiscutata erythropus is the source of this 1014-nucleotide messenger RNA. The record is from the annotation of a GenBank genome assembly. Lineage: Eukaryota; Fungi; Glomeromycota; Glomeromycetes; Diversisporales; Gigasporaceae.
AUGGGAUGUUUCAAAUCAAAAUUAAGUGAAAAAGCUGAUUCUUUGAAAUCACAAAAUUCCAAAAAUUCGCAGAAAGAAUUUCGAUUUGCUGGUGGUAGAAGAUUUCAUAAUGUAAAAGAUUCCGUAUAUUACCUACCAAAUGAUGAAGAAGAAUCAGAUAGAUUACACUUACAACACUUUAUGAUAAGAUAUAUCUUUCAAAGCAAUUUUUCUGCUCCCAUCGAACAUAUUUUGUCUGAACCGGAAGUCAAAAUUCUAGAUGUUGGGUGUGGCGCAGCUUCUUGGUCAUUUGAUAUGGCAACCACAUAUCCGUGGGCAGAAAUUGUUGGGUUAGAUAUGUCCCCACACCAACCUACUCAGAUAAAACCUAAAAAUUUCACUUUCGUUAAAGCAAAUGUCCUAGAAGGAAUACCAUUUGAUGAUAACACUUUUGAUUUUAUAUUUCAACGAUAUUUGGUUUCUGCAUAUUCAAAAGAGAAGUGGCCAUAUGUAAUAAAUGAAUUGGUUAGAGUUUUAAAGCCAGGUGGAUACUUAGAGUUAUGCGAAUUUUCUUAUCUAUUUGAUGCUGGACCUACAGAUCAACGUUUAUGGUUUACAUCUGCGAGAAUAUGUGAGGAACGAGGCGUAGAUUGGAACACAUACGAAAAGUUAGAAGAAUAUGCACAGAAUCAAGGACAAUUAGAAAAUAUUGAAAAAGAUAUAAAGCCAUGUUAUCAUGGUGUAAAGUCAAAUGAUAUUAAACUUAGUAAAGUGGCUAUCAAUCAUAUGACUUAUUUGUAUGAAUCCCUUAAGCCAUAUGUAUCAAAAAGGUUGCAAAUUUCUGAUGAUGAAUAUGAUGAAUUAGUUAAAGAAUCGAAAAAAGAGGAAUUUGAGUAUGACAUGUAUUACUAUAUAUGUAACCAGAUUCAAGCACAAUUGCAAGUUUGGUUCGGAUUUGGAUUCAAAAUCUGUGAAAACAUGUUGGGUUCAAUGCAUGGAUGGGGCUCCAAUAAUGUUGAAUCAUUUCUGCUUUAA